Cladocopium goreaui is the source of this 1601-nucleotide messenger RNA. The record is from the annotation of a GenBank genome assembly. Lineage: Eukaryota; Dinophyceae; Suessiales; Symbiodiniaceae.
AUGUUGAAAUACAAUUCAAAUUCCUGUUUUGCAGAUUUUCGCAGUUUGCAUUUUCUGAUGGAAGAUGCUUUGGAGCUCAUUGAGCGCGAGGCAGGACGACUGACAAGGCAUUUGCAAGCCGUUGAGUUGCAACGCUUGGCGCAAAGCAGCAGCUGGUGGUGGAAGCAGGUGCAGGAGGCCAAAGGUGCCUGGGAAGACUUGGCACGAUGGCGUUUCGGACAAAAACUGACAGGUCCGUGGCCAAAACUUUGGGCCUCCAAGCUGCAAGAGGAGGAAGACACGCUGAAUCGCUUCGAAGGCGGAGCACUGAAGUCUGAGCAGGUCCUGGUCUUCACCAGCUUUGUUCGGUGCUGGGUCAGCGAUGAGCAGAUGCUGGUAGCAGGGCUUUACAACGGGGCACUGCAAGCAGUUCAUUGGAAGACUGGACAGAAGGAGCUUUUAUGUGGUCGUCAUGGUGAUGAAGUCAUCGCAGUGGCUCUGAACGAUGAACACAUUUUGUCUGGUAGUGGAGAUCCUGGUUACUAUGCUCGUCGACCUUUGGAUGCCUCCGUGCGUUUGUGGCGACGCUCAGAUGGAGCAGCGCUUGGUUGUUUUGAAGGUCAUGUAGAUUCUGUACGCUGUGUGGCGUUAUUCAAAAGUCAACCUUUGAUGGGCUUUGGCAUGUCCGGAAGUCUGGAUUGUCAUGUGAUUCUCUGGAACUUGACCAAUGGAUCCGUCGAAUGUGCAUCUCUUUUAAGUGGACCGUGCCGUUGCAUGAGUAUCCUCUGCGAAGAUGUCGAUUCCAAUGGUGCUCGAGCUCGUAUCCUCGCUGGUUCGGGUGAAGGUGUUGCUGAACUGGCUGUCAGCGUCAGACAGGGUGCGGUAACUGUAACACAACUGAAAUUCGUCUCUGCCUACGUGGAGGUCUCUUCGCUGAGUUACUUUCACGGUAGCUAUCGACAGGAGAUUGACCAAGGGUGUUGGCCAAAGAGCUUCCUCGGUGCCCCAAUGAAAGUCGCAGUGGGAAGUGUAGAUGGACAGCUUGCUCUACUGCAAGGUGGGAGUUGCCGUGCGGUUCACGAGCUCUUCAAGUCUCGGCAUGGCAAUCGUGAUGUAGUUUCAAUUGUGAUGAUCAGCGAGAGUCGCAUUUUGCUGGUCAGUAGAGCAGGAAUCAUGACCUUUCUUGCAUGGAACGGACUCCUGGCUUCGGAUGGUCCUUGUAGACAACUUUGGUCCAAGACAGGCCUUGAUCCUUGAUAUGCCUGCAGAUGUCUGCAGUAUUUGCCAAUUUGGACCAAGAAGCUUCAAUCCGAAAGCCAAGCAGAAAAGCAUCGCGUUCUACUGUCCAGACUCUCGGAAUGAUCAUUUUCCAGCUUGUCAGGGCAAAGAUGCUGAGAAACUGUGUUGUGGAAACUCGUUCCUCAUUUUAUGCUGCUUUCUGUUGCAGGAUGGCGCAUGUACACCUCAACCAUCGGUCUCUGGGGCCCUCGUCGAUUGAUCUCCGAUGGCUUUGACAAUGUCAUUCGUGUCUUCACACUGGAAAGCAAACCUCAUUUCGAAAAGAUGAUGAUGGAUUCUGAUGAGGAAUCGGCCUCUGAAUAAAACCUCGCUUGCGUUUCUGA